This is a messenger RNA of Auanema sp. JU1783, 1140 nucleotides long. NCBI's taxonomy places the organism in Eukaryota, Metazoa, Nematoda, Chromadorea, Rhabditida, Rhabditidae. The record is from the annotation of a GenBank genome assembly.
AUGACGCGCGUGACAGCCAAUCGUGGUGCACGUGGACGUCCACGUCGUGCACUUCCACCAUCAUCAUCUAAUGAUAAUCCGGCAUUUCGUGUUCAAAAUUCCCAAGAUUAUUGGCCAAAUUGUGAGGCAAUGACAGCCAGCAUGCCAGAGACAUUUCAGCGAUUAUCACAUGCUCAUCACAUGAAUGGACACCGUAUGUCAAACAUAGCUUGGCCAUCAAGCUCGGCUGCUGGAGCAACACCAGUUCCUCAUCAUCCUCAUCACCCUCAACUUCUUCCACAGUCACAUCUUCAUCAGCAGCAGCAACUCCAUCUUCAGCAGCAGCAUCAUCAGCAGCAACAUCAGCAGCAUCAGCAGCAGCAGCAUCAACAACAGCAACAACAACAACAACAACAACAACAACAACAGCAGCAACAACAACAACAACAACAACAACAACAACAACAACAACAGCAGCAGCAACAACAACAACAUCAACAUCAACCACAGCAGCAUCCACAUCAUCCACCAGCGGCAUUCGUUCAACAUCAUCUCCAAUAUGCUCAACACCCGAUGCAUCCGUGGCCGGUCUAUCAACACAACCAAGCCUAUCCGAAAAUGACUGAUAAUCCAAUUGAACAACAGCGACCGGCCGACCAACCAUCAGAAGGACAAUUGGCUAUGAAUGGUGAUGGUGUCUGGAAUGAAGAAGAAAUGACUCAAUUACUUGGAACAAUGCCGUUUAAUCCAGAAUAUGUGCCAAAUCAGAUGUUUCAACAGGGAAUGAAAGGCAUUCCACCUGGUGGUCCAUUCGUUCAUAAUCAUGCGUAUAUGGGAUUUGCAUAUGUGGGAAAUCCGCAUCCAAUUCAUCCAUAUAUGUUAACACCUAAUAAUGAAAAUCAAUCAAUAUCUGUAAAUAGUAUGACGUCAUGGCAAGCAACACAUGUAAAUAAUGGAGGAGUAUAUGGUGAUAGUGGUGAUAAUCGUGAGACUGUACAGCCGAAUCUGAGUUAUCAAGAUGAUACGACGACGACGACAACAACGACAACGCAUAUGUUACAGAAUGUUUCAAAUAAUUUUGAAAAAGUUGAAACAAAGAAAGUUGACGAAACGAAAACUUUCGAAUUUUAUAAUAAUCAAUAUCAUAAUUUUAAUAAUUAA